Molecule: messenger RNA, 1074 nt
Organism: Penaeus monodon (black tiger shrimp)
Lineage: Eukaryota; Metazoa; Arthropoda; Malacostraca; Decapoda; Penaeidae
Product: dosage compensation regulator-like
Exons: 7
Coding region: 238-1074 (278 amino acids)
Molecular function (GO): double-stranded RNA binding
Source: RefSeq, a predicted model, not a curated record
GUUGAGAUUAUGCACGAUAAAAUAUAAUAAAAAUAUUUAUUGUAUGCGUUUAUUUGGACAUGUUUUAAUAUUCAUAAGAAUAUAUGGUUUAUGUUUUGUAGCGUUCAUCCCGUUGUUGUUUCUAGUACACGACUGGCCGGCGUCGUAGAGGCGGCGCAGCGCAUCACGUCUUGUCCACGGGGUCGAAGGCUGUAGACGCGGUGGGUUCUGCGGCGUCUAACUUCAGGCACAAGGAAUAUGGCAGAAAAUGUGAAGUCAUGGUUAUAUGCCUUCUGUGGGAAAAAGAAGGUCACACCCAACUAUGAAGUCAGAAAUUCAGGGCCAAAGCAUCGUCAGAGAUUUCUGUGUGAGGUGCGAGUCGGCAACUACAAUUAUGUUGGUGUUGGGAACUCAACCAACAAGAAAGAUGCACAAGCCAAUGCAGCAAAGGACUUUGUCCAGUUCCUCAUCCGGCAAGGAGAAGUGAAUGAGAGUGAAGUUCCUGAUUUACAUGGCACAGAUAAUGCUGGGGGAGAUGGCAGUGGAGGACUACUUGGGGAGGGUGGAUUCCAGCCUUCUAUGCCUAUGGCACCUGUUCCAGGCCUUCGGGAUGAAGGCAAUGUGUACCGCCCAAUUCAGCAGGGUGGCCGACCAAUGACCUACAUGGAGCGAGUGGAAGAAAGGAAGAAAGUAGAAGAUGCUGAAGAUGUUGACCUUACGGCAAACAUUCAUGGAAACUGGACAAUUGAGAAUGCCAAAUCACGGCUACACAUGUUUCUUCAGAGUAACAAAAUUAAUGCUGACUAUAAGUACAGUGCAGUUGGACCGGAUCAUAACAGGAGCUUCGUAGCUCAAAUGUCAUUUUACGUCAAGCAACUUGGGAGAGAGCUAUAUGGUCGUGAAACUGGGUCUAAUAAGCAGGCAGCAAGCAAAAGCUGUGCCCUGUCACUUGUCAGGCAGUUGUUCCACUUGAAUGUGAUUGAAGCUUUCUCUGGAACUCUUAAGAAGAAAGAGAGUGAGAAGCUUCCGCCUUAUGAGGUUCAGAUGUCUCCGGAAACUUGUCACUCAGAUGGAUGCUGUGCUGAAAUCUACUGA